AUGUCUGGUGUCAAGUUCUCCGAAGCUACAAAGGUCGAGAGAUUGGAUUCUCAUGCAUACAGAAUCGAUCUCUCUGAAAGCUUCUGCACUGGCGCAGUCCCUAAUGGCGGCUACACAGCCUCAUGCAUGCUCGCCGCUGCGAGCAUGCAUCUCUCCUCGCGCGGCCAGUGUGACACACUCACUGCACAUUUCGAGUAUCUGAACCGAACUAAGAUUGGGCCCGCUGUUGUCGUAAUUGAGGAUAUGAAGCUGGGCCGACAACUGACUACACUCCACCUUACACUCUGGCAAGAUGGACUUAUCUCACAAGCGCCAUGGGUUGACACCUCUGUUUCACGCCGCAGGGUACUUGCAUACACGACUAACGCUAAUCUGCGUACUUUUACUGGUAUCUCACUGCCCACAGGAUACGAAGUAACCCCGGCAGCCGCAUUGCCUUCUCCGCCAGAUUUCGAGGCUCUGAAGAACAAUGGCGCCGAUGACCAUUGGGAGAAGUCAAAGUCUCCUGAGUCACUAUCUGAGCAUCUGGCCUCCAUAUAUACCUGGAACCUCUACGUACCUCGCGGGGGCCCCCUCAGCCCUGGGGUGCUAGACAUGUGGAUCUGCAUGGCGAAUGGGGAGCACAUCACACAAACUGCGUUGACAUAUGUAGUGGAUUCAUUCCCAUAUAAUCUGCACAUUUUCCUAGCUACGCCUGCACUGCUCGAACUUUUGAAUGCGCCGCCGGAACGGGCAGCUGAUCCUCAGGUACAGGAGGUCCGACAAAGAAAUCAGCAGCGCUCAGUAUUGUGGUCUCCAACGGUAGUGCUGAACUUGGAGGCGAAGAUGGCUCUCCCAGAGAAUGGUGUUGAAUGGUUAGCAGUGCGGGUAACGUCAAAGCAAAUUAGGAAUGGCACGCUUGAUCUAGAGGUGCUUGUGAGAGAUGUGGAUGGGGGGUUAGUCGCACUGAGUAAUCAGGUAGCGAUGCUUGUGAGCAUGGACAGGAACACCGGGGGCAACAAGGGAGAUACGACAAAGGCAUCGCUCUGA
Messenger RNA from Talaromyces atroroseus, 1029 nucleotides. RefSeq lists its product as hypothetical. The coding region runs from base 1 to 1029 and encodes 342 amino acids. The transcript has 2 exons. The record is from RefSeq and is a predicted model, not a curated record. Lineage: Eukaryota; Fungi; Ascomycota; Eurotiomycetes; Eurotiales; Trichocomaceae.